UGAAGCCAUGCUGGACAAUGAGAUUUUUAACUGCAUCAUUUAGAAAUAUAUCUUAUAUUUCAUUGAAAAUUCAGACUCUCUGUCAAACCAAAACCUAAAGUGUAUAUAGAACUUUCUGAGGGCAACCUCGAGCUAAGAAAUAGAUAACUUUUAACAUUGAAUUUUACAUCUCAUCUAAGUUUCUUCAACAAAUUCUAAGGAUCAAAAAAGUUAAACAGCAGUGAUUUACAAUCCUAUGAUAUAUCUAUCGAAGAGAUUCAAGAAAGAAUGGAAGAGUACAAACUCAACUUUGAUAUCAGAAAUAUUAUGAGUGACAGUCACUCAGAACACCUAAAGAAUUUGGAACUUGCUGAAGCGUACAGGAGUUCCAACAACUCCAUAGAGGAUGAUAUUGAACAUAAGGAGCUGAGCUGAGAGAAGCUAAUAUCGAGCAUAUUACUAUUGAGUUAGCUCAAGCUGAAAGCCAAAUCGAAAGAAUUACCAGUGUCAAUGAUACUUUUAAGCACACAUUCAAAGGCGAGGAGCAUAAAUUUGAAGACUCUGAUAAUAACUUUAAUGCUGAUAUUAGUGUUGAUACUUCUGAAGGAAGUCUCUCUAGAGAUGGCACUGAAGAACUCAAAAGCUCCUAUGCAGAAUAUGACUAUAUGAACAACCACUUGGUUGAAGUUUCACCAGACUCCCCUAUUGAACAAAAGGAUAGGAUAAACUAUACUCAGCUUAACAAUCAAAUAGCUUUCCCCAAUAUUGGGGAAGGAUCUCAGCAUGAAAUUUCUCUUCAAGAUGACGACUACACCAGCAACCAAAUAGAAUCAUUAAUAAAAAGAUUUUCUGAAAGAUUAAGAAAGUACAGAGAGUAA
Moneuplotes crassus is the source of this 857-nucleotide messenger RNA. NCBI's taxonomy places the organism in Eukaryota, Ciliophora, Spirotrichea, Euplotida, Euplotidae. The record is from the annotation of a GenBank genome assembly.